Haliotis rufescens (red abalone) is the source of this 3471-nucleotide messenger RNA. RefSeq names its product glyoxylate reductase/hydroxypyruvate reductase-like. The record is from RefSeq and is a predicted model, not a curated record. Gene Ontology annotation, cellular component: cytosol. The coding region runs from base 103 to 1086 and encodes 327 amino acids. The transcript has 5 exons. NCBI's taxonomy places the organism in Eukaryota, Metazoa, Mollusca, Gastropoda, Lepetellida, Haliotidae. Gene Ontology annotation, molecular function: hydroxypyruvate reductase (NADH) activity; NAD binding; glyoxylate reductase (NADPH) activity.
ACAAGACGUCUCAGCUACUUACAACACAGCCAGGCUUUUCAUGUCCGAAGCCGAACUGACAGAAAUAUACAGCAUCGAGGCGAGACUGAUCGGCUUCCAACAAUGGCUGAUCCAUUGAGACGACAAACUCGGGCUAAGGUGUACGUGACACGCACGGUGCCCCAGCGAGGUGUUGACAUUCUGCUGGAGGGAUGUAACGUGUCCAUGUGGAACAGCGAGGAGCGGGUCCCCCGGGGGGAACUUCUGCAGAGCGUGGUGGGUGUGGAGGGCAUCCUGUGCAUGCGAAGUGACCAGAUCGACAGAGAGGUUUUAGACGCGGCAGGGCCAUCUCUGCGAGCGGUUGCCACCAUGUCGACAAUGACGGAUCACAUCGACGUCAAGGAAUGCAACAGACGUGGCAUCCAGGUUGUCGUCAGUCCCGUCCAAUCAACGCAGGGCUUAGCUGACCUCACUCUGGCACUCAUUCUUCUUGCCUUUAAGACAUCCAACGAAGCAACCUACUUGGACAACUGCAAUUUGGCAAACGGCACGGUUAGCACCGUGUGCCUGAAGAACCUUCGCAACAAGACUUUUGGUAUAUACGGCCUAACCAUCCUCGGUCACGGCGUUGCUAAGCGACUGAAAGACCUGGGCGUGACCUGCAUCAUAGCAGCAGAUUAUCUCUACAGCAAGCAGACCUGCAACGCUGACAUUGAGAUCGUUUCCUGGAAGGAGCUAAUCAGCCGGUCAGACAUUAUGUGUAUUUGUGUACAGCACGACAACAACCCACCGCAGGUGUUCUCGAAGGAAGUGUUCCGGCAGAUGAAGAACACCGCCGUCAUCAUUGAUUGCCAGAACGGCAACGCCAUGAGCUACGUUGAUCUGUAUGAAGCCCUUCGGGGCGGGCACAUUGCUGCUGCUGGCAUUAACGACUGCAACCAGGAACCUGUUCCCUUUAAGUACCCCCUGACCGGUCUCCACAACUGUGUUUUCCUACCUCAGACGGACGAGAGGUUGUAUGACAUGCGCCACAAGUUGUCAAUGACGGUGGCAACGAGUCUGAAGAAUGCCCUGUGCGCUGAGGACCAGACCAAGGAAGUGUGUUAAAGAUUGGUGUUUUUCAUGGACCACAUGCUGAGCUUAUAACACCUGCGAGCUUCUAUUUCCCUGGCUACCUUGUACCCGUGUUAUUGUUCGGAGGGCUGGUCACAGGACGAGGCACUCGUGUCAGUCCGGAACUAGCCGAAUGGCGACUCGUGCUCUUCUCGUGGCAACUUUAUAAACUUGGUUCCGUCUUCGCGCAAAUGGGGCAAUUUUAUAAACUUGGUUCUCGCGCAAACGGACAUAAUAAGCCCAUUGCUGGUUCCGGGAAGAUGGCGAGUGGUGACGAAUUGAAAAUUCACGGAGUUAGAAUAGUCAUUGGAAGUCAGCAUUGCUGCGCCGUAUUCCACUGCGGCAAGAUUUCUCAGUGGCAAAUGUUAAAUGUUAUCCAAAAUUACGCAUUUGUGAAAUGUUCUUUAAUGUUGAAUUUGUAUUCUGUCUGAAAUAUGGUGCACAGUUAUAUACAACUCAACUUUUGAUAGGGACACUGUAAGAAAAGCUUUCAAGGACUUGUAUAAGAAAUGGUGUAUAAUGGAUUAACAGGUAUAACCUAUCAAAAGUUAUAAAUAUUUUAAGGAGUUGAAUGUAAUAUUUUUAUUUUUAUAUUUGUUCCCCCCCAUAAAAAAUAAAAAUAUAUAAAUAAAAAUAAAGUAAAAUUAAAUAAAAUAAAAACUAAAAACUGGCCCCACAUUUUGUUAUUGUGCAGGGAAAUCCCCGGUCCUUUAACUCCUGUAAUCUAGCUGUGUGGCAUUUGGAUUUGAAUUCCCUAACUGUUUGCGUUUAUGUGACCAUGGUGCAAUUCUCUACUAGGACUUUUGUACCUCAUAAAUAUUUCCUUGUUAUUUUAUGCAAUGCGCACUCGAUUCAGUGCCAUACUUAGGUGGUAUUAUUUCCAACUAUUUGGUUGCCCGGAUGCAGUCACAAUGUGCAAUAGGUUCAUGCAAGCUGUAUUCGGCGUAUUGCGGCAUAGGGCUUUCCACACACCUGGCACUACCUGGGGUGGUGAAAGUCACUGUCAUCUAUAUACGGACACCUGUCACAUGUAGUGCGAAAAGUAUGACAUUCGAUUUUGAAACCAGUUUGAUAUAUUUCAUUAUUGAUUCCCACCCAGUGUUGGCCGAGAUAACAUAUGGGACAGAAGCGAGCCGAGUGACAGCAAGUGUGCCUACAGUUAUUGUGCCAGUCGAGUCCAGAGGAGCUUUGUACAUAGUUUUAUGCGUCUUGUUUAUGGAUUUUUCAGCAUUGUAUUCCGCUAGUUGAAUUGGUCGAGAAUGACAUAUAAUGUUAGGACGGCAAGGGAGGUAAUAACGACAGAUGCUGUGUAUCGAAUAGUCAAACUCGGUGUCUUGGACAACUGCUUUGUCUGGUUCAACACCAAACGCUUUAGCGGAAAAAGCCAAAGCGUUUUAGGAUUCAGUUAUAAUCAUUGUAAAGGGGAUCAGAAACAGUAAGAGCUGUUGACUGAUGGGUUUAUGAUACAGUAAUAUUCACACGAAACAUAACUCCGCACACUCACGGGAUAGAACUCUGUACACACAAAGGAGAUAACUCCGUACUUUUGAUUCGUUAAUCCGGUCAUUUGUACCUGCGGACGGUUUACAAGGGGGUGUACCGACCGGAUUAACGGCGUUUCACUGUGCAUUCGUAGUGAUAUAGGACAGUAGCAGACUAAUACUUGAUCUAAACCAAGCACGUUGCACACAGUUGCUCAAUUUGUGAGUCAGACCAAAUGGCUAUAUACAGGUAUAUAUUAUGACAAUAUUAUUCAUUUCAGAAUAAUGACAAUUAUGCAAGCCUUUCUGUCUUUUGAGUUUUCUACCUUUUGUACGUUUCUAAGAACGAAGACUGCUUUGGAGACAAAAUUCAGCUUGGCGACAAAAUGCUAGUAAUUCUUUGUUCAAGUCUUGGUCAGGAAGGGAAAAGGGGCGAUUUAUCUCAAAACAACGAAUUCCAAGUGGGAAUUUGCCAUUUCAUAAAGCAUUUGUGUUCGCAAAGAGGUUUGUAGCAAAAUGGGGUGAUGGAACACUGCCUAUGUUUUGGUAACAAAACAAAGAACGGGUAAAUAAUACGAGAGGUGGAUAUUGUUUGGUGGAAAACAGUAGACGGGGUAUUGUAUAUUGUUUUCAUGUCGCUGUUUCGAUCGGGGAUUCACGUCAUCAUCCAAGAAUUACAUGUUGGAUUUCAGAUUUUUAGAUCAGGCAUAGUUGAUCUCGUAUGUGGGCGUGAGAGAGUAUUGGUAGUAUAAGGCAUGUUUGACGUGCUUACAUUGAAGAUUGUUAUGUUUGUUUUGUCAAAUACACGUUCGCAGAGGGCAUGAUUUGUACAUAUAGCACAUUGAGGCUCCCUUUUAAUGCCUAUGUAUUUUAAUGCAAAUAAAAAACAUAAAACUUG